AUGUCCGGCCACACCAACCUCGAGGCCACCAUCUUCACCCACCUGGCGGAGCUGCAGGGCAAGAACGGCGGCCCCGAGGUCAAGAAGAAACCCGCACGGUCGCGCGCCAAGAAGGACAGCUCGAAGGCGGCCGCCCAGAAGCGAGCCGCCCCAGACACGGCCGCAUCCCUCCUGUCAAGCCGGCCGAAGAAUGACCCCCCCAGGACCCAGGCGCAGAAGCGCGUGCCCGAGGUGCCCGUCAGCAAGCGCCUCAAGGACGUGGUUCAGUGCUUGAGGCAGCAUGGGGGCUUGAUGUCCGCGGCUGAGAUCACGGCCAAGUGCCAGGUGGAGAUGGACGACCCGGGCCUGCUGGAGAAGCUGCGGGCCAACGAGAGGGUGGAGCAGCUGCAGGAUGGGCGGUACUUGUACAAGCCCAAGCUGGACCACGUCAGGGACAAGGAGCAGUUGAUCAAUCACGUGAGGGGGAACCCCAGCGGGACGAAAUGGGGGGACCUGUCAGAUGCCUACCCCGAGGUCGCGCGGGACCUCGAGGAGCUGAGGCAGGGCCGCAGGGUGUUUGUAUACCGCAGCCUGGACAAGGACAACGACGUGGUGUACCCCAAUGACCCCAAGCUGCUGCACGUGGUGGUGAGUGAGGAGGUGCAGGCCUUGUUCAGGGAGUCCAAGUUCGAGGGCACAGAGGAGGAGCUGGAGGGGGCGCUGAAAAAGGCGGGCCUGGUGAGGGCCAAGCGGCGGGGCGUGUUCGAGAGGCAGCAGGUGGAGAGGCCGCGCAAGGCCCCCAGGAAACGCAGCUUCCGAAAACACAUCACCAACACCCACAUGGCUGACACGGGGAUCGUUUGA
Ostreobium quekettii is the source of this 843-nucleotide messenger RNA. The record is from the annotation of a GenBank genome assembly. Lineage: Eukaryota; Viridiplantae; Chlorophyta; Ulvophyceae; Bryopsidales; Ostreobiaceae.